This is a messenger RNA of Momordica charantia (bitter melon), 1044 nucleotides long. Its product is annotated as protein BUD31 homolog 1. The record is from RefSeq and is a predicted model, not a curated record. NCBI's taxonomy places the organism in Eukaryota, Viridiplantae, Streptophyta, Magnoliopsida, Cucurbitales, Cucurbitaceae. Gene Ontology annotation, cellular component: nucleus; spliceosomal complex. Gene Ontology annotation, biological process: mRNA splicing, via spliceosome.
AAAGUAGGAACAAGGUAUUGGAUUUUGAAACUCGACGAAAUAGACAAACUACCCAAAUACGAAGAACCAAAAAAAGAAAAAACAAAUUUAAUUCGCCUUGUUUUUUAUUUUUGGUCCAGUCCUUGUGUUAGUAUACCUCAAACUCCAGGGUGCGCACUGCCCAAUCGCUCUCCAGUGCUCUGAUUUAGCUUCUAAUCCUUUGAUACACGACCAAACCCUAAGCUUUCCAUCAGGAGCUGGAGAAAUGCCUAAAGUGAAGACCAGCAAUCUCAAAUACCCUAAUGGCUGGGAGUUGAUUGAGCCAACUCUACGAGAGCUUGAUGCUAAGAUGAGAGAAGCUGAGAAUGAUCCACAGGAUGGCAAGCGCAAGUGUGAAGCACUGUGGCCUAUUUUCAAGAUUUCCCAUCAAAGGAGCCGAUACAUUUUUGACCUUUUCCAUAAAAGAACUGAAAUAUCUAGGGAGCUCUAUGACUUCUGCUUGGAACAAGGCUAUGCUGAUGCCAACCUCAUUGCCAAAUGGAAAAAGCCGGGGUAUGAGCGUCUAUGUUGCCUCCGUUGCAUACAGCCCCGGGACCAUAACUUCGGGACGACUUGCGUCUGCCGAGUCCCGAAACACUUGAGAGAAGAGAAAGCUGUGGAGUGUGUGCAUUGUGGUUGCAGGGGUUGUGCCAGUGGGGAUUGAUUUUGUUUCACAUUGCAGGAGCUUGGAUUGAUCAUUAUGUAAUAUCAUCCUGGCAGCCAAUUUCUAUAGACAAUAAAUGUAGGGUGCAGUGUUUCCAACUCUCAAAUCUUUUGUCCCAGGUAGAAGGGUCCUUUUAUGUAACAUGGAUUCUUGUUCUGGGUAGUUGGAACCGGUGAUAUGUGUCCAACUUUGUACCUUCCAUAGGUAACAGAAUGGUUUUGCAUUUACAGAUGUCUUUUUCGUUGUAUUGUAUGAGACAAGAUUCCAGUGUUUAUUGUUUGCCCAGGAAGGUCGAUCGAUAGCAGAUUUUCAAACUUGUUCUGGAUUCUGGAUCUAAAGCUGGUAUAAGAUUAAUUAGUAAA